Mesoplodon densirostris (Blainville's beaked whale) is the source of this 1389-nucleotide messenger RNA. It is a transcript of the gene JMJD7, whose product is annotated as jumonji domain containing 7. The record is from RefSeq and is a predicted model, not a curated record. The transcript is spliced from 8 exons. Lineage: Eukaryota; Metazoa; Chordata; Mammalia; Artiodactyla; Ziphiidae. The coding region runs from base 16 to 966 and encodes 316 amino acids. Gene Ontology annotation, molecular function: 2-oxoglutarate-dependent dioxygenase activity.
GUCGGCGGCGUCAUCAUGGCGGACGCGGCUUUGGACGCCGUGCGAAGGGAGUUACGGGAGUUCCCGGCUGCGGCAAGGGAGCUCAGCGUGCCUCCUGCUGUGCCCUACCUGGACAAGCCUCCGGGUCCACUCCACUUCUACCGUGACUGGGUCUGCCCCAACAGGCCCUGCAUCAUCCGAAAUGCCCUGCAGCACUGGCCAGCCCUCCAGAAGUGGUCCCUCCCCUACCUCAGAGCCACAGCGGGCUCUGCGGAGGUGAGUGUGGCGGUGACCCCAGAUGGUUACGCGGAUGCCGUGCGAGGGGACCGCUUUGUGAUGCCUGCCGAGCGCCGCCUGCCCCUGAGCUGUGUGCUGGACGUGCUGGAGGGCCGAGCCCAACACCCCGGGGUCCUCUACGUGCAGAAGCAGUGCUCCAACCUGCUCACUGAGCUGCCCCAGCUGUUGCCUGAUCUGGAGCCCCACGUGCCCUGGGCCUCUGAGGCGCUGGGAAGGAUGCCUGAUGCUGUGAACUUCUGGCUGGGAGAGGCAGCUGCAGUGACAUCGUUGCAUAAGGACCACUAUGAGAACCUCUACUGUGUGGUCUCGGGAGAGAAACACUUCCUGCUGCAUCCACCCAGCGACCGGCCCUUCAUCCCCUAUGAGCUGUACACACCGGCAACCUACCAGCUAACCGAAGAGGGCUCAUUCAAGAUGGUGGAUGAAGAGGCCAUGGAGAAGGUGCCUUGGAUCCCACUGGACCCCUUGGCUCCGGAUCUGGCCGAGUACCCCAGUUAUAGUCAGGCCCAGGCCCUUCACUGCACCGUGCAGACUGGCGAGAUGCUCUACCUGCCCGCCCUGUGGUUCCACCACGUCCAGCAGUCCCAUGGCUGCAUGGCCGUGAAUUUCUGGUACGACAUGGAGUAUGACCUCAAGUACAGUUACUUCCAGCUGCUUGACUCCCUCACUAAGGCCUCGGGCCUCAACUGACCGAGCCCUGGUGAACAUCGCCAAGGACAACUUAUGGAAAAGGCCGUGCCCCUCCUGAGCCAGUCACCUUGAGAGGCAGCCUGGAGUCAGAGGUGCUGGCUGCCGGCCCAGCUGGGCUUAGGGACAGCUUCAGAGGAUCGGGAGGACCAGGAGGCGCCAGGCAGGUCUGAGUGUGGGCUACCAGGAAGCUGGCGCACAGGUGAGGCCGCAGCCUGUUCGGGAAGCGGCGUGGGGUUCAGGGGCGGCCCCGCCUCUCACCAGCGCCGUGACCUGGGGCGAGUGACUGCCUCACAGCCUCAGUGUGCUGUCUGUGAAACAGAGAGAACGACGGUUCCUACCUCAUGGCGUACUGGGGAUGGUGUCUGUAAGGAUGGCACCAGCCUGACGCGGAGGAAGUGUUUAAUAAAAGGCGGCUAUGAUUCA